Molecule: messenger RNA, 2658 nt
Organism: Cavia porcellus (domestic guinea pig)
Lineage: Eukaryota; Metazoa; Chordata; Mammalia; Rodentia; Caviidae
Gene: Synpr
Product: synaptoporin
Exons: 6
Coding region: 405-1262 (285 amino acids)
Cellular component (GO): synaptic vesicle; synaptic vesicle membrane
Source: RefSeq, a predicted model, not a curated record
CCGUCGUGCUAACGGUGCCAGCCGUCUCCCCGGAGCAAAAGCCCCGAAGUUUCCUAGCGCCGAGGCCGCGGGAGCGCGCGGCCCUCGCAGGUCCGAUGCGGGCCUCGCCCACCGCCUCGCUCGGCUCUGGCCAAUGACAGCCUGCCGGGGACCCUGUCUCCAGCCGGCUCCGGGGCUGCCCGUCCCCUCCCCGGCUCCCGGCUCCUCCCUCCCCGCCCCUCCGGCUUCGCGCCUGGCGGGCGCGCGGGAGCACAGAGCUCACGGAGCCUCUGCGCGGCUCAGGGCACCCCGCUCCCCAGAGCCUGCCCGCCCGCCGCUCCCGGCCAGGGGCUGCCCCGCGCCGCGGUGCGGCCGCACCCCAAUCUCCAGGCACCUUCGGCCGAGAAGGCGCGCGCGGGCGAGCGAUGGACCCCGUGAGUCAGCUGGCCUCAGCGGGCACCUUCCGGGCGCUCAAGGAGCCGCUCGCCUUCCUGCGCGCCCUGGAGCUGCUUUUUGCAAUCUUUGCAUUUGCAACAUGCGGUGGCUAUUCCGGAGGCCUGCGGCUGAGUGUGGACUGCGUCAACAAGACGGAAAGUAACCUCAGCAUCGACAUAGCCUUCGCCUAUCCUUUCAGGUUGCACCAGGUGACCUUUGAGGUGCCCACCUGCGAGGGGAAGGGGCGGCAGAAGCUGGCGCUGAUUGGCGACUCCUCGUCUUCUGCAGAGUUCUUCGUCACCGUGGCUGUCUUUGCCUUCCUCUACUCUCUGGCUGCCACCGUCGUUUACAUUUUCUUCCAGAACAAGUACCGGGAGAACAACAGGGGCCCGCUGAUUGACUUCAUUGUGACUGUAGUCUUCUCAUUCUUGUGGCUAGUGGGUUCAUCUGCUUGGGCAAAAGGGCUGUCUGAUGUCAAAGAGGCAACAAACCCCAAGGAAGUCUUUCUAUUAAUGUCAGCUUGCAAGCAGCCAUCCAACAAAUGCAUGGUGGUCCACAGCCCUGUGAUGUCAAGUUUAAACACCUCUGUGGUAUUUGGAUUCUUGAACUUUAUACUCUGGGCUGGAAACAUAUGGUUUGUUUUCAAGGAGACCGGCUGGCAUUCCUCAGGACAGAGAUAUCUUUCGGACCCAAUGGAAAAGCACAGCAGCAGCUAUAACCAAGGCGGGUACAACCAAGACAGCUAUGGGUCAGGCGGUGGGUACAACCAGCAGGCAAGCCUGGGGCCAUCCUCUGAGGAGUUUGGCCAGCAGUCCAGUGGCCCUACCUCCUUUACCAACCAGAUUUAACAGGGUAGCAUUGGCAUUUUUCCAGAGCUCGCCUCACCACCUUCCAUCUCAGAGGCAGAACAAAUUUUUAAGAGUCUGAAUCAAUUAUUAAUGCAGAGAGUGUUGAAUGUAAAUCACAGCUCUGUGGUCCUCGUAAGAGAGAAAGGCCUGGGUCGUGAUGAAUGGUACUUAGAAAUGAGAUGGCAUGAGGGAAUAUAUUAUUCAUCACAGAUGGUUAAUUGGAGAAUGCCUUGUUAUAUACAUACUUUUAUGGUCGUUUUGUAUGUAUGUUGAGAUAGUGGAAGUAUUUUGUAGCUUAAAGUCUCUAGUAUGUUCUAUUCAUAAGGUAAAUUAAAUCGCAUUGAGUUUUCCUAUGCAUUUUGAUGCAGAAGAUGUUUUAACAAUUCUUAGAAGACAAUUUGGUGUAUCACAAUUUGCAUGUAUUUUUGUUUUUUAGUUCCAAGCCCUGUAAGACUGCAAGUCUUUGUUUCAGAUAAUGACACUUUUUUUAAAUUGAUGAUCGAUGCUCAUAUAAUUUAGUGCAUGAUUAAGCAUUUUCUCAAACAACAUUUGAAUUGUAUUUAUGAAAAUUUUCCAGUUUGCACUGUGAAUUUGUUGAACGGAUACUUAAAGAAAUAUACCUAUUUGCUACUUUGUACUUUGCAAAUUUCUCUCUCUGGCUUUAUCCAAGUUCUGAAUGCAUUGUGACUAAACUUUGGGAGUUUUCUCUAUUAGUAGAUGAUAGGUGUUGUGUAUUGUAUUUGCCCAAUAUCUGUUCUAUCUACUUAGCUAAACAUUUACAUUCUUGUACUUUCCAUGGUGUUUUGUGGUUAUGUCCUGUAGACUAUAGAUGCUAAGGCCCAAUAAUUGUCUGUGUCUUCUUAGAAUACUUGGGAUGCAGAUGUAAAAUGCUGCUGUGCUGAAAUGUUCAUCUAUAAGGGAUAUUCUGUAGAUCUCCACGGCCAGCAAACAUUUCAAUCCUAUUUAUGGUAAAACUAAUAUGCCCCUUGAUCCAAUUAUUAAAAAUUCUCAAGUCACAAUUCAGCAGAAUUACUAAUUCUAAUUUAAAUAUAACCCAUAAAUUAAAAGUGGCUUCCACGGACCUCUCUGAAUUCUAAAGAAGAUUCCCAUAAAAUAGUCCUCAGAAUGCAUUCAUUAUCAAGAAAAUGCUAAUCUUUGCUUUUUCAUUUUACUUCAAUUGAAACACAGAGUCCAACAGGAAAGGCAGGAUGAGCAUCUGCAUUUCCAGAUAAAAGUCAUUCUUGAUGUGCAAACCUUCUGUGUGAUCUGUAAUACUGGAAGCAUUUUAGCACAAAACAACUUUGUGUCUUAGAUGAUAUCUGUAACCAGUUCCUUGAUCUGUUGGAUAAAUCUGUAUUGUGAUUUUAUUUGAACUAAAUAAAGUGAUUGCAUACAA